GCCCGCCCUCGCUGCCCGUGCCGGAGCUUCUCCGCGAUCCCACCGUGCCUCCCUCCCUUCUCCAGCCCCCGUCCCUUCUGCAGCCGCCCGGGAUGGGCGUGCGGAGCGGCGGGCGGGAGCCGCGGCGGCACACGGCGGGCGGCCGCUGAGCGGGGGCGCGUCCCGGUGCGGGGCUGCGGGGCUGGGACGGUGGGAGCAGGCAGCGGUGACGGGUCCGGGCAUGGCGGAGAGCCUGAGCCCCUGCUCCCCGCGGGGCCAGUGCCAGCCCGGCAUGGGUGCCAACACCUCGUCCGCCAGCAUGGACACCAACGCCUCCUCCUCGGUGGUGGGCGGCAGCGCCUGGAGGGGCCGGGAGCCCUUCUCCAUCUUCACCGUCCUCAUCCUCACCCUGCUGGUGCUCCUGACCGUGGCCACCUUCCUCUGGAACCUGCUGGUGCUGGCGACCAUCCUGCGAGUGAAGGCCUUCCACCGGGUGCCCCACAACCUGGUGGCCUCCACGGCGGUGUCGGACGUGCUGGUGGCGGCCCUGGUGAUGCCGCUGAGCCUGGUGAAGGAGCUGUCGGCCGGGCGGCGGUGGCGGCUGGGCCGGGAGCUGUGCCUCGUGUGGGUGUGCUUCGACGUGCUGUGCUGCACGGCCAGCAUCUGGAACGUGACGGCCAUCGCCCUGGACCGCUACUGGUCCAUCACCCGGCAGCUGCAGUACACGCUGCUCGCCCGCCGCCGCAUCUCCAAUGUCAUGAUCGCUCUCACCUGGCUGCUCUCCGCCACCAUCUCCCUGGCCCCGCUGCUGGGCUGGGGCGAGACCUACAGCCCCGAGCAGGAGCGCUGCCAGCUCAGCCAGGACCCGUCCUACACCAUCGUCUCCACGGGCGGGGCGUUCUACCUGCCCCUCUGCGUGGUGCUCUUCGUCUACUGGAAGAUCUACAAGGCGUCCAAGUUCCACAUGGGGGGCCGCAGGAGGAACGCCGUGGUGCCCCUGCCCGAGGCUGCCCAGGUGAAGGAAGCUUCGCAGGAACCACAGAUGGUGUUUACAGCUCGUCGUGCAGCUAUCACUUUCCAGACAGAUGGAGAAACGUGGAGAGAACAGAAAGAGAAAAAGGCAGCUCUGAUGGUUGGCAUCUUAAUUGGAGUUUUUGUACUGUGCUGGAUCCCUUUCUUCAUCACAGAAUUAAUAAGUCCCCUCUGCUCCUGCAACAUCCCGCCCGUCUGGAAAAGCAUCUUUCUUUGGCUUGGCUACUCAAAUUCUUUCUUUAAUCCUCUCAUUUAUACAGCAUUUAACAAAAAUUACAACAAUGCCUUCAAGAACCUUUUUGUAAAGCAAAAAUAAAAGGAGAAACAGAGGAAAAAAUGAUUAUUGCAUUACAGAAAGAUUUCUUGAGGGAAACAUGCCUGUGAUAUGUACAGUUUUCAUGCACAAGAGCUACUUGAGGGGAUUUAGGAGCAGUGAAAAAGAAGAUGGAAGAUGUCUGGAUAUAAACCUACUGAGAGUUUACAAUUCCCCCUUAGAAAUAUAUAUGUGCUAUGCCAGUGUUUGGCAAAGAAGGUGGAAUCAGGGAAUGCCUGCCUUCUGUCUGCUCUUCAAACCAUGCCAUGAGGUCUGCCAGGAAAGUGAUCCUGCCCAGCCAGCCCCAGCCCUGCUGGAACUCUCCUCAUUAGCACAGGCACUCCGUGGGAGCUGCUAAUUGAGCAACACUGACAUGUCUGUGAUAUGGGCAGGAUGCUGGCUUUGGUUUUCAGAUUUAUUUCGGAAGGGAAUAAACAUGCUGCAGUCAAUCAGGCCUUGAGCUGAUGUGAAAUUAUGACCAAGCAGCUCAGAAACACAUGGUGCCAGCACUGAGGGGCUGUGUGCUCUGCAAGCAGCUGGGCUUGAUGGGCAGGCCUGGUCAAACGGGUCAGCUGUGUCCCCUGGGCUUAAGUGAAACUUAAGAGGCCAAUACAGAAUUAUUCAGAGCCCCUGAGAAUGUGUUCUUAAUGCUUGCACAGGAGGAUUUCAUUUGUGUUGUCCUCCCUAACUCUGCCAAACUCAGACUCUCCCUGUUUUAUGAAACUUGGGUUAGACACCAACCCCUCCAAGUGAAUGGGGACUGUAUGCAUGGUUAUUUCAUGCUACUGUAAAACUGAGCAGGCAUCUGUGUUGCAAACACCAAACAGGAUGUUCAGGCACACCAGCUGUGCUGGCAGCAGCAUGUGGCUGCUUGGCAGUAAUAGAUCAGUGCCUGCACUGUGUCUGGGGCCCUUGCACCAUAAAUCUUCUCAUCACCCAGCCUGGAUGAAAUCCACAAUUUGGCAACUGGCAUCAACUGGCAUCAACCUCUUCCUUCUGUAACAAAGGUGUGGAUACCAUCAGGUCUAAGUGACUCCCCAAAACCCAAAGAGACUCAAACCCAAGCCUUCAGUCGUUUUCCCAAGAUCUGAAAAACACCCCUGACCCAACAAUAUGUACAUAAAUAAUCUAUUUCCUUGCAUACUGCCAAGUCCAUCUUGCUCCAUAUUUGUUUCUCUGGUGGGUUUCACUUCCUCCUCUGCUCUGAGUGGGAGAGCUGACAGCAUCUCUGAGUAUUUCUAGCAUGGCAGCUUUUUACUGGCACAGAGUCCCAGGAAGCUUAAGGGAGCUUGGCUGCAUUUCAGGAGCAUAGUGUGUGGUGAGGUCAGGCAGAGCUGGACCUCCCAUCUGCAGUGCUGUGACAGACCAGUGUGACCUGCAGCCACAGCCACAGCUUGCCUUGCAUUCCUGCAGAGGAUGCUUCUCUCAACUUCAGUGGGAAUUCAGAAAUUUUAAUAACCUAGAAUUUAGAAGAGUUGUUAGAUAGUGACUCAGAUUUAAAUGCCAAUUUAAAUAACUUUCCCUUGUGACUCCCAACUUGCCUGCAUAUGGAAUAGCUACCAUUCAAACCAGUGUUGGGAGGCUUAAUUAAACCAGAAGGAAGGCACAUAUGUAAAAGACUGAAUGUAACUAAAACCUGCAGCCUCAUUCAGAACCACUGACAAAUUUUUCAAGUUAAUUGUAUUUUUUCCUAUAAGAGAAGAAAUGCUCUAAAACCUUUAAAAUUCAAACAGAUGACAUGGAAGAGAGGAAAUGCAGGGGUCAUAUUGGGUUUGUGUUCAAAAGCAUACAAAUCUUGUGCAUGUGGCACUCCUGAAGUUUCUAAUAAUCACGUUUUGGACAUGGAAAAUUUUGGAAAUUUUACUCCCUCAGCCUGGUAAGCCAAGCCAUUGCUGCCACAUAAAUCCAGUGCCAGCCCUGGUGCCCUGGCCCAUCCCAGUGUGGCUGCAGGAGCUGCAGUGAUCUCUAGCUGCACAUUCCACCUGACUGCAGCACCCAGCUCCAGUUCCAGAACCCUUCCCUGAAGCAACACAGGCUGUGAAGGCACCUUCUACCAUGUCUUGGCCUCUGGAACUUGGGAGAACACCACAGAGCUGCAAGGCCCCUGUGCAGUUCCUGCAGCUGCACCAGUGCAGACCCUGACCUGCAGCAGAGUGCCUUCAGCAAGCAGGAGAGAUGUGGUAGGGCACUGACACGGCUCUCCUCCUCCUCAAGGAUGAAUUUAGCUCCCUUAAGAGGCGAGGCUGGGCCUCUGGAAUUUUGCUGUGAGAAGUUCUGAAGAUAAGCAGCCAGUGCUCUGCCCACCCAAGCAUCUGUGCCAGCAGUGUUCCGGGCUCACACAGCCGGCCUCCGUACGCACCCAGAGGCGAGCAGAGCUUUCAUUUCAUUGCACUGCAUUUAGAAAGCUCUUAACAAAAUCAGCUUCCCACACUGACUCUAAAUGCAGACUGCAGUUAGAAGAGCAGCAGCACAGAUUCAGGAUUUAAAAUUCUGGUUUUUAAUCACAGCUUGCUGUGGGGCAAAGAAAAUGUUAUCAGUGGUUGUUACCUAACCUGCUGCAUGCUCCCAUGUGAACUAAGAUAAAUGGCACAGUAUCUUGACUAUCCAAAAGAAAAUAAAAUAGAAAUCAGGUAUUCUAAAGGGACAUCAUUUGGCACAGCUUAGAUGCUACAGUCAUUUAUUUCCCCAGCUGAAGCUACCAAUCAUCUCUGCUGUAAGCAGUGGACAACUAGUUUUAAACUUUAUUUCCUGACACUGAAUUUGCUUCCAGAAAAACUUACUGGAGCCUAUUGCUCAGCAGAAGGGCACUGCUCCAUGCUGCAGUAGCUGUGCUGUGGGAGCCCAGAAUGUGCAGAAAUUAAAGGGCUUUGGAGGAUGAGUGUGAGCAGACAAUGCUAAUAACCCUAAUAAAAAAAAAUAAGUUUUGCUGCAAGUCCUGUAAAUGCUACUUUACAAGCCUGGUAACACCAAAUGAAUUCAGGCCAAGACCUUUCUCUUUCAACAAGGAGAUCCAUCAAUACUGAAGAAAAAUUCUGAGAAAGUCUCAGUUCCUCACCUGCAACCAGCUGAGAUGAUUUAAGGCAGAUUCUCCUUGCUGUUGGUUCCUCCCCAGGUAUGAGAAAUGGCACCCAACACAUAGAGCCUGUGCCAGAAAGCAAGGAACAGCUGAUGGAACUGCUUUCACACCCUCACCAGCCUCCUUUCUUCUCCUUUUCACAUGGGCCUCACACCAAAGGUAGUGGCCAUUGCCCUGGGUUCCAUCUAAAACAGUCAGUUAUGAUCUGGACUCUGCUUUAUCCUUUGUGAGCAACAACUGCAUCUUCACAAACCUCACAUUUAUAUCUUAGUAAAAAAUCACAAGCUCCUACUCAGAGUAACUGAUCUCACAUUUUUAUAUUCCUUGUGGAAGGUUCCAGGUUACUGUAUUUGUAGCAGCCCUGGGCAGACUGAGUAUUUGAACAGAUGCAAGAGGAGCAGCCCAGAUCUAUUCCCUCACUAACCUUGGGGGAGCAAGGUUCCAGCUGGCUCAGGGGCAAGGUUUUCUUUCUGUUUGUGCUGAAGGAACAGGACACAAAAACAGUGACUCAUUUGACUAUAGACAUGAUUCAUCUUUUAAUGCACUUGUAAUUCAAGAGCCUGGGAAAAGUUCUAAGGCAAGUUCCACCUUGAAAACACGAUAGCAGAAUGGAUUCCAAACAUUCUUUAUUUUAUAUUUGCUGCCAUAGAAAGUAAUUGAACAGCACUGUCAUCAGUGUCAGUGGGAAAAAGGAACAUGGGUUUUCUUCUCCUGAACAUGUCAGGUACAUUAAGAAGUCAGUCCAAAAUUCUGGUGUUAAGUACAAAAAGCAACUGUUUGAAUUAUAAAAUACUGUAUAUACAGAUAUAAAAAUGUCUCAGAAAGUGUCCCACAAAGUUUCUGAACUUUCAAGAACAAAUCUUCAGCAGGGUAAGUAGGUUGUUGUCUUCAAAGGUGAGCAUCAGUUCAUUAGAGCAGAAUGUCUCAAUCUUUAUCUUCCUAUAUUGCAGGUGACAGACCUUGAUUUUCGUCCCAGCCAGGGAUAACGUGGUGAUCCUAGUAUUAAGGUGUUUUUUCCUGGAGCUAUUAAUUUAACAAGCACACUCUCUAUAUAUAAAAAUGAAAUUUCAAAGAAAUUUAUACAACAGCUAGACUUUAUAAAAAUAUAGAUCUAUAAUUUUACACCAGGAAUUAUCCAAGGUAAGUUUUAAUUUUCUUUGCCAUUAGAAAUUAAUUGUUAUCCUUUGAAAUCCUAUAUAUGGCUAGAAUGUAAACUAAAAUAAUGUGAAAUUAUUAGCUGGUAAAGUGAGUUUGAAUAAUCUCAUUCUGUGGGGUUUUUUUGGGCCAAAAUUAACAAACUACUGCAUUCUGCAGUGCUCAUCCUAUGGGAUGGUGGACAUACUACACAGUACAUGUAAACUCAUUGCAGAAUUUUCACCUAAUUCAGUGUUAAAACCCCAAUAAAAAACAUUCCCACUGUCCUUACUGUAGGAAAAAAAAUAACCCAAAACCCAAAUAAAUAAAAUUAGACAGUAUUUCUAUUUUUGCUGUACUGUGUUAACUCUUUACUGUGUAAUGGAGGCAAUAAUGAAUAAUACAGCCAUGUGAUAAGGGAAUGUAAACUGAACACAUACUGGAAAAAACAGACUUUUACAGUUGUGUGUAUAUAUAUUUUUUAUAUAUAUCUAUAUAUAUACAUCUACAUUGCAGUUAUAACUGUCACCUCACAAAAGAGAUUCAAUGGACUGAACAAUCUUCUAUAAAUUUCCCCAGCUGGAGUUCUUCAGGAAGAACUGGCUUUCAGCUUGGACAGCAGCAUUUCAUUCUUACGGCAUUCCUGUGAACAGAGAGCAAACAUAAGGAGGAAUUGCUCUUAACUCUGCUACCUGGAUCUCCACAUCAACAGAACCCACCCCUUCCUUCUCCAAAAUCCAAAGCAGCUUGGAGCAAGUGAUGAGUUGAAGAUAAUUCUGAUUGAUCCAUCAUGUUAUUCCAAUGGCAAUACUCAUUAAACUUCAUGACAUGCAAGCCAGAAGGAACACUGUUUGACCACCCAUCUGAAGUUGUUACAUGUAGCUAAAGCAAAUUCAGCUUUUUACUUAUAAACAGAAUAAAUGUGAAAUGGAGAUUACUUGUAGGUGAUCUGGAACUUCACAGCACAGUUUGCAAGAGUCAGUGCUCAGGGAACAUCUCUCAGUCAGGAAAUACAUUUACAUAAAUACACCUGUGUUCAGUACCAUGACCAUGACUUCUUUUAUUUUUAAGGGUAGCAGAGCUGAGCAAAAAUUCCCUCACAUGGUAAUGGAAGAAAAAAAGGUAAAAAACCUAAAAAUAAAUCUAUGUAAAUUCUGCAAGUAGGACGUAAAACUCUGUAUGUCAAGUAUGCUGAACAGCCCCUGCCAUUCUGGCAGAGUACACUGAAAAGAGGAAGGAACUGUCUCAGAACAAAGCAGGAGUAAUUACACAAAGAUGUUUUUCCUCAAACAUAUGAAGCCAAAUGACAAUUUUGCCUGCAGCAUUCCUUUUCAUUCAUUCAUUCUCAUGGAGACAGCAAGUAACAGAAGUCCAUGAUGAUUAAAAGCUUGGGAAAGGCUAAAUCAAUGAAGUGUUAUACAAUGCCUUCACAGUCAUUAGGCAACAAGGCUGGUUCCUGAAGAUUAACAACCAAGACUGCAUUUCCUCCUUAUUCACACACAUUUCCACAGCCCUCUUUGCUCUCAUACCUAACUGCUCAUAGAUCUUCAAGAGAUUCCACUUGAAAAUCUAAAUACACCACUUGUUUGAUAACCUCUCCCUGUAACACGGACAGGUGCCAAUCUAGCAGUGAAAGAACUCCCAGAAUCAGAGUCCAAGAUUCACAUGGAGAAAGCAACCAAGAUGCAUCAUGAACAUGGUAUGAUAAGCACCACAUCAGAAAAUCUUGUGCAUAUAUUAAUGCAAAAUCAUGUCAAAAUAGGUCACUGGACAUGACAGUUGAAUAGAGCAGGAGUGUUCUUACCUCUUUAAAUUCUUUCACUGUUUUGAAGUAAAGCCUCUGUUUCUCUAGAAGCUCUAAGUAUUCA
Molecule: messenger RNA, 7402 nt
Organism: Catharus ustulatus (Swainson's thrush)
Lineage: Eukaryota; Metazoa; Chordata; Aves; Passeriformes; Turdidae
Product: 5-hydroxytryptamine receptor 5B-like
Exons: 3
Coding region: 221-1327 (368 amino acids)
Biological process (GO): G protein-coupled receptor signaling pathway, coupled to cyclic nucleotide second messenger; chemical synaptic transmission
Cellular component (GO): plasma membrane; dendrite
Molecular function (GO): G protein-coupled serotonin receptor activity; neurotransmitter receptor activity
Source: RefSeq, a predicted model, not a curated record